UUAAAAAUGUUUUCAAUCAAGUUAUCCGAAAUUUGCGUUUUUUUACUUUACGCAAUUUUGUUUAUUGAAGCAUAUAUUAAUACGAUAAAAAAUACAGCAAUCAUUAAUCAUUUUUGUGAAAACAAUUUUUGGAAAAAUUUAUCUAAUUUACAGGAAGUGAGAUAUGGUAAAGAUUAUUAUUACUUAGAUAAUAUUAAUUGCGAGGCCGAUUUAUCAACAAGCAAUCGUAGAAUACGUAGCACUGCAUUAUUCCUUAGUUGUCUUUACGCUCAUGAUUUAAGACAAAUAUUCAAAAUGGUCGAUGAUUAUCAAAAUAUAUGUCGAAUAAUUCUAGAAAACAAAAUUAAUCCCUAUCAAUGUACCAUGAAUUUAUUGAAAGUUAUUAAAAACAUUACUCUAUUGGCAACAGUCAUAAAAGAAUCAUUGAUUUCAUUAGAUGCGGUAUAUAAUAUGCCACCAGACCAAACAAUAGAAGAUUAUAUAUUAUAUGAUUUUUUGUCGCGUUUACAAGAAGUUGAAAAAACUGUUGCUAAUGAAUCUCCGUCGCAGGAUAAUUCAAGGGAUUGUGAAAUGAUCUUAUUAAAUAUUAAAAAUAUUUUUAAAUCAAAGAUAGAAGAUAUGGACGAAGAAAUUCAAGGCAAACGUAAAAGAGAAUGUAAGUUUAACACUAUCAAUUUAUAUCCAAUGUGGCAAGAUUCGAAUGCAGUGAAUAAUAUAGAAAAUGAUGAUUAUUAUUUUAAAAAUUUGAAUAAACAAUUUGAUAAUGAAUUUCAGAAGAUUAUUGUAGAAAAGUAUUACAAUUUAGGCUUCUAUUUCAACAAAAAUAUUAAGAUGAUUCAUAUACCAACGCCAGGAAAAGAUCUCUAUGAUAAAGAAAAUGAGUUAAACAAAUCAGAAUUUAUGAAGAAAGAAAUAGGAAAGAAAUCACCAACUGAAGUAGAACAAUUAUUGAAAUUUCUUAAACAAGCAUUAAUUGUGAAUUAAAAUUCAUCUGAAGGAAUAUAUUAAUAUUUAAAACUCAUCUGACUCCAGCAAAAAAAAAUUAAAGAUAUA
Messenger RNA from Daktulosphaira vitifoliae (grape phylloxera), 1053 nucleotides. RefSeq lists its product as uncharacterized. NCBI's taxonomy places the organism in Eukaryota, Metazoa, Arthropoda, Insecta, Hemiptera, Phylloxeridae. The record is from RefSeq and is a predicted model, not a curated record. Bases 7 to 984 code for a protein of 325 amino acids. The transcript is spliced from 4 exons.